AUGGCUCGAGCGUGGACGAAGAUGAUGAUGAUGAUGAUUAUGAUGCUGACGUCGACGAUCUCAGCGAAGGAGCAGCUGAGCGGUAAAGAAUGCGAGGAUCUAGGGUUCACAGGUCUCGCUCUCUGCUCCGAUUGCCACUCACUCUCUGAAUACGUCAAGGAUCAAGAUUUGGUAGCUGAUUGCUUGAAAUGUUGCGCUGAUGAUUCUGAGGAUUCAAUGAGUAAGGUUAGUUAUUCAGGGGCUAUAUUAGAGGUGUGUAUGAGGAAGCUGGUUUUCUACCCUGAGAUUGUUGGUUUUAUUGAAGAGGAGAAAGAGAAGUUUCCUAGUGUUAAAGUUCAGUACGUUUUUAACUCACCACCAAAGUUGAUUAUGUUGGAUGAAGAUGGUGAACAUAAGGAAACUAUAAGAAUCGACAACUGGAAACGUGAGCAUCUACUGCAGUACAUGCGGGAGAAGGUGAAGCCUACUUCAGCUAGUUAAUGUAAUCACUAUGUGGUGCUGAAUACCUUUGUCAGACGACUGUUCUUAUGGUUAAACAACACGUUGUGGUCUUUAGAAUCUCCAAGCUAUUUGCUCUUUCUGCGUCAGUAGUCUGUAUGUUCUGAAUCUUAGCAAUCUCAUUGUUACUGACUUCUGUUCAGUGUGCUUUAUGAAAAGUUAAUGAGAAUGUUGUACUUGGCUGUUAAGUAUAAUUUAAGUAAUGAAUGAAGAGAUGACAUGGGACAAUGGAUUGUGGUGUAAUAUUCGUA
This is a messenger RNA of Eruca vesicaria subsp. sativa (arugula), 749 nucleotides long. Lineage: Eukaryota; Viridiplantae; Streptophyta; Magnoliopsida; Brassicales; Brassicaceae. The record is from the annotation of a GenBank genome assembly.